Molecule: messenger RNA, 2475 nt
Organism: Coniosporium apollinis CBS 100218
Lineage: Eukaryota; Fungi; Ascomycota; Dothideomycetes
Exons: 5
Coding region: 1-2475 (824 amino acids)
Biological process (GO): transmembrane transport
Molecular function (GO): transmembrane transporter activity
Source: RefSeq, a predicted model, not a curated record
AUGGAGCCAGACCGGGCUGCGAUCCCCGUCGACGCCAUAGUCAAUUCCCCCACCUCGGACUCUUCCCAUACUCCUCCUGGACAAGAUAUUGAGAGCGUCGUGAAGAAUGAGAAUGCUUCAGGCCAAGAUCCCGCCAACGAUGGCGAGCACCGCUACGACUAUCCUACGGGCCUCAAGCUUGCCUCGAUCCUGGCGGGCGCCACCAUGGCAUACUAUCUCCUUUUCCUCGACCUGGCCAUCAUUUCCACCGCGACGCCCGCCAUUACUACCGAAUUCAACGCCUUAAUAGACAUCGGCUGGUACGCGGGUGCCUAUCAACUGGCAAGCGCUGCCUUCCAGCCACUGAGUGGUAAGAUCUACACCUAUUUCUCCCUCAAGUGGACCUUUCUUGCCUUCUUCUUCGUCUUUGAGCUGGGUUCGGCCAUAUGCGGUGCGGCACAAUCGUCACCUAUGUUCAUUAUCGGCCGCGCUAUCGCCGGCCUUGGUUCUUCCGGUCUGUUUACUGGCUGUCUUACCACCAUCGCCAAUUGCGUCCCAAAAGAGCGGCGGCCGUUGUUUCAAGGAAUCAACAUAGGUAUUGGCCAGCUUGGUCUUGCGUGCGGCCCCGUCCUCGGAGGUGCUUUCUCAACCCGCGUCUCAUGGAGAUGGUGCUUCUACAUUAACCUACCCAUCGGUGUUGUCGUUGCCCUUUGCCUCAUCCUCAAUAAAGUGCCAGAGGCAAGUGUCAAGCCUCCCUGGCGCCAAGUUCUCGGCACCGCCGUCAAGUCGCUAGACCUGGUCGGAUUUGCCCUCGUUAGCCCGGCUGCGAUCAUGCUUUUGUUGGCCCUCCAGUUUGGCGGAAACCAGUAUGCCUGGGACAGCUCGGUCGUCAUUGGCCUGCUAUGCGGAGCCGCUGCUGUCUUUACGCUCUUUUUAUUCUGGGAACACCGAGAAGGGGACGGCGCAAUGAUCCCGUUUGCUUUUCUUAGAAGCCCUAUCGUCCGAUCAGCAUCACUGACGCAAUUCUUUACCCUCGGCGGCAUUCUCAUCGGCGACUUUUACCUGGCCAUAUUUUUUCAGGUUAUCAAGAAUGAUUCGGCUCUGAUGAGCGGCGUGCAUUUGCUUCCGGUAACACUGGGCUUAGUCAUAUUUACUUUCGUCACUGGCGGCUUAAUACAAGUCACGGGCUACUAUCUACCCUGGAUUCUAGCGGGUAGUGCCAUCGCAACCGUUAGCUACGGCCUCAUGUCAAUGCUGAGCCCCGCAACUACCUUCGGGCAAUGGUUCGGCUACUUAUGCGUCUACGGUAUCGGUAGCGGUCUGGGGAAUUCAGCUGCAUACAUCGCCGUCCAAGGCCUCGUUCCCCUGAAACAGAUCCCCACGGCUAUCGCGAUCGUUAUAUUCGCCCAGAACAUUGGCGCCGCCGUUUGGGUCGUCGUCGCUAACGCCAUCUUUAACAACACCCUGCGCAAAGAACUGUCGCAGCGAGCGGCGCUCAUCGGCUCCAGCCCCGAGGUUAUCAUCGAAGCUGGUGCCCGCAACAUCCGCGCCGCGGGCCUGACCCCCUCUGAACUGGCCGCCGUCCUGGUGGCCUAUGGCAAGGCGAUUGAUCGGACCAUGUAUCUCGGCAUUGCCGUGUUCGGCAGCGUCAUGCUUGUUGCAUGGGAAAUGGGCUUUAAGAACCUUAAAGAAGUCGAGAAGCUAAAGGAGCUCAAGGACGAUAGCACAUCAGAGGAGGGAACGGAUGCCUUAUCGGAUGUCAAGCCUGUGGAGCAGAACCAAGGUGGGGGCGCCGAACCGUGGCAUGGCUGUAUCCUGGGGAAAGCGCCUAUUGCGAAAAACGAUAUCUACGGCGGUCUUUUCCUCCUUAUUCAGGACACGCUCCAACGAUUUUGCCACCGGAUUGAGGGCCCCCAAGUCAAGUUUCAGCUGCUCCAUGGUGAUGCGCUGGCGCUUCCAAGCUCGAUCGACGACAGUAAACACUCCUUUGAUCGAAUUGAGCUCUCAAACAUUGCGGAUCUUGGCCGAGUCGGCCCAAAGGCUGCUCUCACGACAUUCGGUCCGUUACUCAAACUACCAAGCGAGAAUCCGCAUGCGACUCUUCUCACACUGUUCCUCAACGCAGUGCACGAAGUGUUUACCGACGCCGACGACAUCGACUCGCUACGGGAAGAAGUAGGCCGCCUACGAUCCUACAUGGUUCUGGAUGCAGCCGCGGUUCUCGCCCGCGACAAGUUCAACGCAGACUACAUAAGGUUUAUGGAUGCGCGUCGCGUGGUCCGAGACUUCGACGGUCUGUUCGAUCGCUACAUGUGCAACCUGCGCAUCGGUGAUAUCGGUCAGGCCGCAGGGCUUAAGAUGAGCUCAGAUCACACUAUUGUUCCUCCUUGGCCGAUGCGACUUCGGCCCAAUGCGACGCAACAAGAAUUUGAUCGCUUGCGCGCGUCAGGACACGUUGGAUCUGAGCGGUACGUAGAGUGGAAAAGCGAUUGGUAA